CAGAAAGUGGUAAGCCAUCUAUCUGGGUCAGGUGAAGUUUUUGCUGAAUCGGGUAGUUGAUGACCUGGUUUUAAGUGGUGGCAGAAGCUGGAGGUGACAAAUCUACACACUCGUUUGACAGAGUAUCAGUAUUUAAAUGUGGUAAAUCAGCACUAAUUCUGUUUGUGACAAAUCUUGUUAGUAACAGUGUAAGCAUUUUACCUGGAUUCACAACAUGAGAUGGAAUCAGAAAUGACAAAUGCGUAAACACGAGGAAAUCCGCUCCGCUCCUGUAACCCAAAUCUGAAGCGUCCAGUAAUCAGACACACGCAGUCAGCAGCCGAUUCUGACCGCGAGCGCCUCAUCAAAGCACGUGGAAGCUCCACGCAUGCUUUCAAACAGGGCGGUGUCGAAUCCCCACGUCACACGUGUGGGAAUUUUCAAGGCAUCACACAUCGUCUGAGGAGUAUAAAUGUUACCGGUUGUGUUUCGGAGACGUGAUGAUGGUGAUGAUGAUGGUGAUGAUGAGCUCACUGUCUGGGAGCAGAAUGCGCACGAGCGUCCUGUCGGUGCUCACCCUGGCCACGCUCGUGCGCUUUUGUCCAGGUGAGGAGAGUGCAAGGUGUGCACAGGUGAGCUGUCUGGCGAGCUGUCUGCCUCUGCCCAUGAUGAAGGACAUGAUUAACACUCUGAAGAGCACCAGCAAGCCCUGGCCUAGUGACAGCAGACGCCACAAAAGAUAUUUGCCAAAGUUCUAUGUCAAGAAGCUGAACAUCGCAGACAUAAACAAGAUGCUAGGAAUCUAUGAAGAUCACAUAUUCAAGAACCUGUGGAGCCACGACAUAGAGUAUCCCGAGAGAUUUAUCCAUUCCUUCUACAGACUAAGAGUCAAUGUGAAACACUGUAAAGAUCGUAGUCAAGCAGAACUCACUCGCUAUGCAAGGAAGAAGAUCAAGGGAAUGGAAGAGGCUUUCAAAAAGCUGCAAUUGGAAGAGCUGUCAAAAGCAGCAGGGGACUUUGAGACAAUUCUGCGCUGGAUCAGUCUGUACACUGACAAAAAGCUGUCACAUAGCAAAUGCCAGUAGCUGGUGGCUAUAAACUGAGUCAGUAUACUGUAGAAACAGAUGGAGAGAUCGGGCUGGGUGAUAUGACAAAAAAACAUCAUAUAAAGAAUACCAAUCAAAAGUUCAGACACGCGCGUUACUAUGAAUGUGUGUGUGUGUAUAUAUAUAUAUAUAUAUAUAAAAGUGGCAAAGAUUGUUUGUCUUGAGCCAACGUCGGCAUUUCUCAAUGGAUUUUCACCAAAUUUGGCAAGUAGGCCUUGUGAUGACCCAGAAUUUUGUAGAUAUAAACAAAAUUCAUAUACAGGCGCCAGGGAGGUCCCUGGGGGCACAACAUUCACCCACUCCCUCCCUCAAUGCCUUUCACGUUACAUUUAUCAACACAAACUCUCAACAGAUCUUCACUAAAGUUGGCACGUAGGUACAGGAGAUUGCCACAAUUUGGCAAAACUCAGAAAUUCCAUAUUUGAGCCCCAGGGGGUCCCCUGUGGGCCUCUGGGUGGUGGAUGUUUGGAUUUUUGUUUGCCUUGGGUUAACAUCACCAUUUCUUAAUGGUUCUUCACCAAAUUUGACAUGGAAGUCUGGGGGCAACCCAGAAUUUUGCAAAACCCAGGCAACGUUGGGUAACCUGCUA
Messenger RNA from Neoarius graeffei (lesser salmon catfish), 1674 nucleotides. RefSeq names its product interleukin 26 (gene il26). NCBI's taxonomy places the organism in Eukaryota, Metazoa, Chordata, Actinopteri, Siluriformes, Ariidae. The transcript has 6 exons. The record is from RefSeq and is a predicted model, not a curated record. Bases 480 to 1064 code for a protein of 194 amino acids.